UUGGUAUCGAGAGAGAGAGAGAGACACGCCCGACGAAAGUCAGUCUGCGGGAAGGUUUCUUUCUCCUCAUCUGUUUUCGCGGAUCCGACGCGGUGGACGCUGCGUUUUUGUUCUUUAGAUUGAUCAGUAUCUUAUUUCAGAAUAUGUUCAUGAAGAUCUCCUUUCUGGUUUUAUUUUCUCCGGUCCGGAUAAUAUUUUUUUGAAAAUUUCAUUUGUUUUCCCCCGUGGACUUUUUUUGUGUACUGUACCUGUCCUGCAAGCCACAUGUAGUCGAAUAAAUAAACCGCAAACCUGUACCUAAACAUUAGGGCCGGGACUCGGGACUUAUCUACGGUUCAGUACAAUUCAGAGAAAGAAAACAUCGCUUCAUUCAAAAAGCAAGAGGACUUCAUCUAUUUUCUAUUUUAUCUGUAAUUUUCCGCUCCUUUAGUUUAUACACCAUUUAACAUGGAUCCACUGGAGUCUGGAAUGCGAUAUAGUCCCAGGUGUCCGGACGACUGGGACACAUCCGUCCAGUUCCUGCCUGCCUCUGAUUCCAAGGCCCUAGAGAAGAAGGGCUCUGCGAGGAAAGGCGUUUUUGUUGGCCUGGCUGUUUUUCUGCUGGCCGUCGGCGUUAUGAUAGGCGUCCUAGUGUGGCAUUUUCGCUACCGACAUGCAACAAAGACCAAGUUAAUAUACAGUGGCUCCAUGAGGAUCACCAACCGGCCGUUCCUGGACAACUAUGAACUUCCUGAAAGUCAAGAGUUCCAGGAUCUGGCAGAUAAGGUGUUACAGCAUCUCAGUGCCGUCUACUCCAAAUCAUCACAGCUCUCCCCUUAUUAUGUUAAUUCCAAAGUACAAGCCUUCAGUGAAGGAAAUGCACAGAGCGUGAUCGCCUACUAUUUGUCAGAGUUCUUCGUGCCGAGUGACCAGAAAUCCACAUCGGAUAAAGCCAUGUCCAACAUGACCCAGCAGGGACCCUUGUCGCGAAAAAGCAACACCCCCUCCUUAUAUGUUGACGACAUCGUGUCCGGAGCUGUGGACUCACGCAUGUUGCGGCCAUCACUAGCAGUCCGGCAGUCCUUCGCCCUCCACUGCCGGGAUGGUUCAGCAGACACCUUGCAGUCUCCAGGCUUCCCCAACUCGCCAUACAGCCCCAACACCUACACCGAGUGGCUGCUACGUGCCGACCCGGGCCACCGAGUCAAGCUGCACUUCGACACCUUUAACCUGGAGAAUGACUGUGGGAAGGACUUCAUCCGGGUGUACGAUUCCCUGGUUGCCCUCGAACAGAAGAUUAUGGCAGAGAAAUGUGGGAUUUAUCCACCUAAUGAGCCCUUGUCCUUCGUUUCCUCGGGGAACGUCAUGCUGCUUACUUUGGUCACCAACGAAGAGAAGAACUUCCCUGGAUUCAGAGCACGUGUCACGCAGAUACCUCAGAAAAUAGAGUGUGGUGGAGCACUGACGGGGCUUAAGGGUACCUUCACGUCUCCGGAUUUCCCAUCUUACUACCCACCACUGGUCCAGUGUGUGUGGAACAUACAGGUCCCGACAGGGAAAUUUGUCAAGGUGCAAUUCAAAAAGUUCUUAAUGUCUGAGCCAGGACAAAGUGCCAGUGUUUGCCGUAAGGACUACGUUCAGGCUGACACAACCAAAUUAUGUGGAGAACGAUCUCCAAGCACCGUGGUGUCCGUCAAGUCCAACAAGAUGGAAGUCAUCUUUAACUCGGACAUGUCUUACGUGGACCGUGGCUUCUCUGCCGAGUUCCAGGCCUACGAGCCCAGUGACCCCUGCCCCGGAAAUUUCCAGUGCAAAAAUGACAUGUGCAUUAAUCCCACCCUGAAAUGCGAUGGCUGGAAUGACUGCGGCGACAACAGUGACGAGAAGAACUGUGUGGAAUGCAGCGAGAAGCAAAUCAAGUGUAAAAACGGUUUCUGCAAGCCCAAGUUCUGGCAGUGCGAUGGCGUGGACGACUGCGGGGACAUGAGCGACGAAGAAUCCUGCGGACAGUGCAAAUCUAAGACGGAAUUCUUGUGCAACAAUGGAAAAUGCAUCCCUGAGAACAAAAAAUGUAACGGUCAGGAUGACUGCGGCGAUGGCUCGGACGAGAAGGGCUGUACCAGAGUGGUGGCAUGCACCGACACGUCCUACAGGUGCAAGAACAGCCAGUGCCUCAGCAAGGCGAAUCCCGAAUGCGACGGCGAGAAGGACUGUGAUGACGGCUCUGAUGAAGCCGACUGUGAGUGUGGCGUCCGGCCCUACAAGAGCUCGCGCAUCGUGGGGGGGCAGGCAGCUGUGGAGGGCGAGUGGCCCUGGCAGGUCAGUCUGCACAUCAAAAAUAUGGGACACGUCUGUGGAGCGUCAGUCAUCAACAACCGCUGGCUGGUCACUGCCGCACACUGCGUGCAGGAUGACAAAGACGUCAAGUACUCCCAGCCCCAGCACUGGGAGGCCUACCUGGGGCUGCACGUCCAGGGUAAGAUAACUGACAAAUCCGCGAAGAGGAACCUGAAGCGGAUCAUCCCGCACGCCUUCUACAACGAGUACACCUACGACAACGACAUCGCGCUCAUGGAGCUGGACAGUCCGGUGACCCUCAGCCAGAGCAUCUGGCCUAUCUGCCUGCCCUCGGAGACGCACGAAUUCGAGGUUGGCAGCAGCGUCUGGAUCACCGGCUGGGGUGCCAUGAGAGAGGGGGCCUCCAGCGCCUCGACCUUGCAGAAGGCCGAAGUCCGGAUCAUCAACCAGACUGUGUGCAACCAGCUGAUGAGCAACCAGAUCACUUCGCGGAUGCUGUGCGCCGGCGUGCUGAGCGGGGGGGUGGAUGCCUGCCAGGGAGACUCGGGGGGCCCCAUGUCAGCAUCUGGUGGCAACAGGCGCAUGUUCCUGGCAGGGGUGGUGAGCUGGGGAGACGGCUGCGCCCGCAGGAACAAGCCGGGAAUAUACACGCGGGUCACGAAAUUCCGCAGCUGGAUCAAGGAGAAAUCGGGAGUAUAGCACGAAUGACAGACUCGAGCGCGGGGGAGGGAGGGCAGACUGGAGUACCGCCGCCCAAGUGGCUGAAUGCAGAACUGCAGCACUUGCGAGGAAACACUCCACCUUUGGACUGUCCACACAACCCAGAAGCAGAGGGGCCUUCAGGAGUCAGCCGUUGCGUCCUAGCUCUACCCCCCCCCCCCCAGCAUUGUACACAAUAAUCCCACACACCGCGAUUUCCCUGUUUUUCUCCCUUCUAGUGUGUGUGUGGUGUGUGUGGUGUGUGUGUGUGUGUGUGUGUGUGUUUGUGUGUGUUUGUUUUUUUUUUAUUCGAAACCUACCGCAUUUGAACAGUGAACUCUUUUUAAGUACUUCACACUGUUUUGUUUAUUUUUUAUUACUUCAUGGUGUAAUCGAUUAAAGUAAUGAAGGUGGGUACACUGAUGUACACUCAGUACACUGAGUAAUGAAGGUGAUCACUUUUUAAAUUGUCAGCCAAGUACCCAUCCCAAGAGACUUUUAAUUAAUCACUGAUCACUGUUAAUAAAGUUCAGGUUAUGCAGCUGCAGUUCAGUCUUGUUUCUGAGAGAGUGAAAUCAGCUCAUUGUGGCAGAGAAGCAAUUACCUUCCAUGCAUAUAAGGUAGGGAGGUUCCGCUAUGAAAUAUCAUACUUCCUUAGUCAUCUUAAGCCAUGUUUGUGGUACCUGCCUGAAUGUGUGUUUUACUAAAUAUGCUGGUACUCAAAAUAACUUCAUGGGUCAGCGCAUGAAAUACAAUGUCUCUCUUUAAAGGAGAUGAAGCUGUGACAUGAGAUUAAUCCCUUUUUUUGAAAUUCCAUGGAUUUCAUAAAUGUCAAAACAGUUUCUGGUAUUAAUGUUUCAUUUAGCGUGCAGUGGUUAAACGUUAAGUUGGUAUUUUACACCAAAUUGUGCCGCCGGCCAACGUUUCUGUAUGGCCAAUGAAAGUAUACGGUCUAGAAAGAAAUAAAAGACGAGAAAUAACGUCUACAUUAUUCAGCUGGUACUGCUACAAGGUGUGGGCCUGUCGCUAUGGAAACAUCCAGGAGCAGUUACGCAAUAGCGGACACAACCCUCAGCCGACUAUUGUUUGAGAAAUUCUGCUCUCUCUGCCUGUAAUUUGAUCUCCACGCCAGUGCAAGAAAGGCCUAGUGAGAGAAUCGGUGUAAUUAAGUGCCAUUGUGUCCCAACGAUGUGUCCUUAGUGCUCCUUUUCAGUAGCCUGUCACCUUGCAGGCCUCUUGGAACGUCACUCUUCAAGAAAGUUAACUCAAUGGCAACCUUUGGCCGAAGGAGCCUUUUUUUAUGUGAGCUUUUAUUUGUUAAGUAAAUUCAUUUGUGGAUUUUAAUGUUUAACUCUUACCAACUCAUGUUUGCACCUUUACUGUGAUCUGCCUAAGAAGUAAAAUUCCUGUUUAUGUCUCUUGUGCUUAUAUUGUAUUUAUUUUCCCAUCUGGUUUUGUGAGUUUUUUUUUUUUUUCAGAACACGAUUCACCCAUUUCAGGAAUAUGUCUUUGACUACAGGAAUAAUCUAGGGUCUAGGGUAUUUUUCAGUUCCUUAUAUUUUGAAUCAUUUUCUGCUGCUCGAAAUUAGACUUUCAUCUAUAAUGCUGUGUAGAGAUUCCAUUUUGUCGGUCAACAGUUAGUGGUUUACUGUUUAAAUAUGUAUGUUAUGUAUAUCGGUGUUGCUUACGCUUCGCUCUUGCUGGCUGCUUGGCGUCCUUUACAAUUCCAGCUCUCCACUUUAUAUUUUAUUUGUUUAAAAUAAUAACUGAAUGUGUUGCUUCAGGUAAGCUUGCUUUGAAGUAGAACUAUGGAAGAACGUUCAUUAUGUUGUGUAGUCUUUGAACACAUUGAUUCUUAGUGCAUAAACAAUUAAGCGGGAUAUUACCGUUUCAACUAAUUUAACGUUAUGAUUUAGACAAAGCAUAAAAAUAGUUCAAAUAGUUUUUAAAAUGACUUAUACCUAGCCUCUAAUACCUCAAAUAGCAACUCCAUAAUUUAGUGACAGCUCCCUAAAAACAGAAAAAAAUGUAUUAUUGCUGUAAAAAAAUGGUAUGUUAUGCAGACAGUGGUGAGGCCAAGGCUUGACAAUCACUGAUAUAUAAAUGCAGGCAUAUGUACAUCUUUCAUUUUCUUUUUUCUUUUUGUGAAAUAUGUAAAUUGUAUAUCUGUGUUUAAUGCUACACUCUCAGUAUAGGUUGUGUUUAUGUGGAGAUGCCUCCAUGCUUCCAGAAACCACCGGACAUUUGUGAACAUCAUAUCAUCAGUUUGUGACAAAAAAUAAUUGGACAGUAGCCGCCCCAAGUAGAUUUAUAUUUAAAGGAUGUUCAGUUUUCAUAUCUCUUCUUUCUUAAUUGCUGUAAUUCGUUUUGCAUGCUCAGAAGAUUAAACUUAACCAGAAUGUCCAUUUUCUCUGUAGGAGGUAAGUUCAGACCCUUGACUGCAUUUUGGAAUAAAGAUCACCAUGCUAUGUAA
Molecule: messenger RNA, 5449 nt
Organism: Brienomyrus brachyistius
Lineage: Eukaryota; Metazoa; Chordata; Actinopteri; Osteoglossiformes; Mormyridae
Product: suppressor of tumorigenicity 14 protein-like
Exons: 19
Coding region: 448-2976 (842 amino acids)
Biological process (GO): proteolysis; acrosome reaction
Cellular component (GO): membrane
Molecular function (GO): protein binding; serine-type endopeptidase activity
Source: RefSeq, a predicted model, not a curated record